UCCAUCCGUUCGGUCUUGCGUGAUUCCCAAGCCGCCGGCACCGCUCAACCGCAGGGGGAGAAGCAGGCGACUCCGGGAGCUGCGGGGGCGUGGCUCCCCGUGACCUCCCAGCCCCGCGCUCGUCUUCCGAGCUGCGCCGGCGCCGCGGUCGCUGCGUUCCCGCCAGCUGUUUUAAGUUUCAUUUCCAACCGCGACUGCUGGCAGUUCCCCCUGGGGCCUCUUCCCGGAGCCCAGUCUCCCUCUGGGGAGCAGAGAGCGCCAGCCAUGGCCUCGCGGCGCGGAAAGCCGACGGGAACAGCGUCGGAGGCGGGAGCCGCCGCCCCCAGGGUCUCGGCGGCGAGUGUGAAGGGCGCCCCGCCCGAGCCUAGCGAGUCCCCGGCCGGCCCCGAGGCCGCCCGGCCGAGCGCGCGGAGACGCGGCCCCUCCAGGGCGUCCGGGUCCCGGAGGGAAAAGAGCGGCUCGGACCUCCCGGAGAAGCCGCAGGUACGCGCGCGGGCUGCCCGCGCCGAGGACCAGGCGGAGGGUCCGGCGGCUCGGACCGGAGAGGUCGAGCCUCCCGCGGCCCAGGGGCCGCUCCUUCCGAGGGCUGGAUCUCGCCGCGAGGGGACCGCGCGCUCCGCUCGGGAGCGGAGACCGCAGCCCGGGCCCGUGGAGGUCCCCGGCCCCGGCCCGCUGGUCCCCGUGCCCGGUCUCGGGCGAGGGGAGGAGGCGCCUGGCGCCUGGAAGCCCCGGCGGGUACUGCACAGGUUGAGGCUGAGCCGCCAGGAAAUCUCUGCGGCGGCGGAGGUGGUGAACAGGAUCGUGGACCACCUGCUGCGGAGACUGCAGAGCUGCGAGUCGGAGUUCAAAGCCGUCGCGCUGCUGCGCACGGGGAGCUACUACGAGCGCGUGAAGAUUUCUGCUCCUAAUGAAUUUGAUGUUAUGUUCAAACUGGAGCUCCCCCGAAUUCAGCUGGAAGAAUAUCACAACAGUGGUGCUCAUUACUUUGUGAAGUUCAAAAGAAAUCCCAGAGGAAAUCCUCUGGAUCAGUUCUUAGAAGGGGAGAUAUUAUCAGCUUCUAAGAUGCUGUUCAAGUUUAGGAAAAUAAUUAAGGAAGAAAUUAAAAAUAUUGAAGAUACAGAUGUCAUUGUGGAGAAGAAGAGAAGAGGGAGCCCUGCAGUAACACUUCUGAUUAGGAAACCUAAAGAAAUAUCUGUGGAUGUAAUCCUGGCUUUGGAAGCUAAAGGCAGCUGGCCUGCUAGCACCCAGGGAGGCCUGCCCAUCAGUAACUGGCUUGGAGCAAAAGUUAGGAACGAUCUAAGACGACAGCCAUUUUACCUGGUACCCAAGCAUGCAAAGGAAGGAAGUGGUUUUCAAGAAGAAACAUGGCGGCUGUCCUUCUCUCACAUUGAAAAGGACAUUUUGAAAAAUCACGGAAAAUCUAAAACAUGCUGUGAAAUUGAUGGAGUGAAAUGUUGCAGGAAAGAGUGUUUAAAACUAAUGAAAUAUCUUUUAGAACAAUUGAAAAAAAAGUUUGAAAACCGAAAGGAACUGGAUAAGUUCUGUUCUUAUCAUGUGAAAACUGCCUUCUUUCACGUCUGUGCCCAGGACCCAGAUGACAGUCACUGGCACUCCAAGAACCUGGAGCUCUGCUUUGAUCACUGUGUGACGUACUUUCUUCAGUGCCUCAAGACAGAGCAACUCGAGCAUUAUUUCAUUCCUGAAGUCAAUCUGUUCUCUCGAGACCACAUUGACAAGAUCAGCAAAGAAUUUCUGUCAAAGCAAAUUGAAUGUGAAAGAAACAAUGGAUUUCCAGUUUUUGGUGAAUUUUGAAAUUAUAUUUUUAAAAAGAAUCAGGAAUUAGAGUAACUUUAUAAUCAUUGAAAUGUGUCACAGCAAUGAUUGACUAAAAUGAAUGUAAGUAAUUAUUCAGCUCUCAGUGUGUCUUCAUAAACUCUAAUCAGUGUAAAAGGACAGAUUAUCCUAGGAAAGAGAUUAUUCAAAGAAUAAAAAGCAAAGGAGUAUUUAAAAUAUACAAGCUUUACCAGAGUGGAUUAAGAAGGAGGACAAAAUACAUAUCACCUCAAUUAAAUUCAUCAGGCACUUACUGAACACCACUCCUCCCCUGGCACAAAUGUGUAGGAGGAGGCAAGAGACGCUGUUAGAAAUGAUCAUUGCCUCUGUGAACUGGUAGGUUUUGUUUAACGUACAAAUAUAUUUGGAAGCAAUGUCCUGUCCUAUGUGUUAGGAUAGGUAAGAAGGAAAUGAAAAAAUAAGUUCUGCAUGUCCCAGGAACUUCUCAGUCUUUUACAGAAAAAUACAGGAUACUUUACUACACGUGGCUGAAUAUAAAACAUAAUUUUAUUUUAUUUUCAGUAAUACGUAUAUAUGUAUUUCUGAAAAGGCAGUACACACACGGUACAAAACUCAAAGAAAAGGUUAUGAAGUAAAAUGUCACCCUCUCUCCUCUGCACUCAGACAGCCUUCAACUUGAGGCAGUUGCUGUUUGUUAACUUUUUCCUGUUCAUGUAUUUUGCACAUUUUCUUAUUGGCUGUUUUAUUGUUUUCUCAUUGUCAUUUUAUUUUGUUGUCAUUCUCAUAUCAUGGAUAACUUCUCUGUGGAUUGUCUGUACCAUUUUUUGUGUCUUCUA
Hippopotamus amphibius kiboko is the source of this 2630-nucleotide messenger RNA. It is a transcript of the gene CGAS, whose product is annotated as cyclic GMP-AMP synthase. Bases 265 to 1812 code for a protein of 515 amino acids. Gene Ontology annotation, cellular component: nucleus; site of double-strand break; cytosol. Gene Ontology annotation, molecular function: chromatin binding; double-stranded DNA binding; 2',3'-cyclic GMP-AMP synthase activity. The record is from RefSeq and is a predicted model, not a curated record. Gene Ontology annotation, biological process: DNA damage response; paracrine signaling; activation of innate immune response. Lineage: Eukaryota; Metazoa; Chordata; Mammalia; Artiodactyla; Hippopotamidae. The transcript has 5 exons.